AUGGACACCCAAUUAGACAUCAUCAAUGGCCCUCCCCAACCACAGUUGACUUCCAGACUUCGUGUGCAAAAUUACAUCGAAGACACUCUGUCAACCGUGAUAAAUCAACUCACCAUAGACGACGGUGAAGGAGACAUAAGCAUCACACUCAAACGAAGAGCAACCAAUCCGGCUACGACCACCUUCCGUAUAGACGACACAACUGGUGCACUCCAAGCAGCUCGAGCAGAAACAACCAUCACCUACUCAUUUCCAGGAAGAGAUGGAUAUGAAGCGUGGAGGUUCGGUGCAUUUACCCGCUCAAUGAACCGAAAGAGGGUUGUCACAUCACUGACAACGAGAGCCGAUGGACUCUUGCUAUUCAGGGAUAUAUACUACAGUGACCCCGAGUUCUUUGAAUCUCAAAGCUUCGUUAGUCGAUUCGUUGACGACCUCGCGCUCACGAUAGGUGUCGAAAGGGCGGACUUGCACGUGGAAGCAGCUGCAAAGGGGCUCGUGGCAGGCUAUUAUCGAAUGACAACUGUGAGGAAUGAAGUUAUCGAUGUCCGUGGAUCAACGGAGGAUUGCCUUAUCCCAAGAGUACAGGACAUAGCGGACCUGGAUAUUUCGGAUGUCAGAUGGAUCCUAAUCAUCGAGAAGGAGGCCGUCUUCCGCCGCCUGGCUCGAAACAACUUCCACACGCACGCCGCAACAGGGAAAGGCAUCCUAAUCACAGGAAAGGGUUACCCAGACCUCGCAACGCGCUCUUUCACCAACAAGAUCUUCAAAAGUGUAACAGCACAGCCAGCCUCGGCCCAAUCGCCAACCUUCUACGCCCUCGUCGACGGCGACCCAGACGGCAUGGCCAUAAUGUCAACAUACAAAUAUGGCUCAAUGGCACACGCGCAAGAAAAUGAACGGCUGAACCUUCCUUCUCUGCGCUGGUUAGGACUGCGUACGUCGGAGGCUGUUGGCGGCUUAGGGCUUGAUGGGGACGAGGCGCUGAUGCCGCUAACGAAGAGGGAUAGGAGAAAGAUUGCUGCCAUGUUGAGCAAAAGUCCGGUUUGGGCAGUCGAGGGGCCUGAGACCGAAUGGCGAGUAGAGUUGCAGCGCAUGCUGGUGUUGAAUGUUAAGGCUGAGAUUGAGAUAUUACAUGAUCGGGAGGGUGGGCUUGAAGGAUGGCUUGAGCGAGAGAUGAGAAGCCAGGGAUUAUGA
Molecule: messenger RNA, 1194 nt
Organism: Aspergillus mulundensis
Lineage: Eukaryota; Fungi; Ascomycota; Eurotiomycetes; Eurotiales; Aspergillaceae
Product: putative meiosis-specific topoisomerase Spo11
Exons: 6
Coding region: 1-1194 (397 amino acids)
Biological process (GO): reciprocal meiotic recombination; meiotic DNA double-strand break processing; meiotic DNA double-strand break formation
Cellular component (GO): nuclear chromosome
Molecular function (GO): DNA binding; ATP binding; DNA topoisomerase type II (double strand cut, ATP-hydrolyzing) activity
Source: RefSeq, a predicted model, not a curated record